Blastomyces gilchristii SLH14081 is the source of this 3582-nucleotide messenger RNA. Its product is annotated as cell polarity protein. The coding region runs from base 1 to 3318 and encodes 1105 amino acids. Gene Ontology annotation, cellular component: cell cortex of growing cell tip; actomyosin contractile ring. The transcript has 3 exons. Lineage: Eukaryota; Fungi; Ascomycota; Eurotiomycetes; Onygenales; Ajellomycetaceae. Gene Ontology annotation, molecular function: MAP kinase scaffold activity. The record is from RefSeq and is a predicted model, not a curated record.
AUGUCACCCGUUUCUUCCACCGAUGGAAGCGAAUGGUCCGGAGUCGACCGCUACCAGUCGAUGGGCGGCAAGUCCGAUACACCACAGUCUCCCGCUCUCCCGCACGGCCGAAGCGCCCUAGCCUCUCCCCCAAUAUCUGCCUCAGGUGGCCCGCCUUACAGUCCGUUGCAAAUGCAUGCCCCGGACGCUCCUGACCCUGCUCCCAAUGGCAGUAGAAGCAGCACCAAUGGCCUUGCUCCGCGUCGCCCUUCAGACAUGUCCCAGAACCCUUCACCUCCCAGUUCGGUCACGUCCAGGUCGAGAGCGAGCGAUGGAACCCUUUCCGAUCAGAGAAGCAAGAGGUACAAGAUGAUGGAGGACCUGCUGCUGAAGCACUAUACCGUACUGAAACGAUACUUGCAUGGACAAGGACGGGAGGAUCCUACGGCAUUACACCCCAACAAGGCACGCGACAAGCUCCUCAGACUCUCACCGAGUCAGGUUAUGGAUCUAAGUACAGAUGUGUAUGACGAGCUACUCCGUCGCCAGGCAGUCUCGCCCAAUCGACCCGGCGGGCCCCGACCAGAUGUACCCCCUUACCUCCCCCCGCGCCAGGAAUUCCACGAAAAGCGUAACCAAGCCCGCCAGGUCCUCUCCUCGCUCCAACAACCCAGAUUCAGAAACUUGGCUACAGACGUGCUGUGUGAACUGGAACGGCGCUUCCCGCAUUUUGCCGGCAUGGAUCGGAGUCGCAGAGUCAGUCCCGCACCCAGCGUGCGCGGCGGUUACGGCUCGGGACUCACUAGCAACGGCUACGAUCCUCGCCCGGCUUCCAAUGGAUCAUUCGGCUAUGGGCCAAAUGGCUACCCUGCCCCCCCACGAACUCAAUCCAGAGGUCCCAUGCCACAGGCCACCGGUCCUGGCCCCGGGCCUGGUGGAAGAGGCUUGCCACCAAAUCCCCACCAGGGGAGCCGAUUCCCUCCCCGGCAAGGCUCGUUGAGUCACUCUUCCGGUGCCGGCGGCGGUGCACCUGGUGCUGCAGGCUUAGGGAUCAAUGAGGAGACUAUUCCUGAAAACGCGCCGUUUCCGAAAUCAUUCCAGAGUAACACUAUAGUGCCGAAUAAGAGCACUAUGGUGGAGGAAGAGGAGGAAGAGGAGGAUGGUGAUGUUGAUGUUGAUGUUGAUGUUGAUGAAGAGGAGGAUGCGGCAAGUAGGUAUGACGAUGAUAAUGAUCCUGAUCGGCGGAGUGAUGCGUUUGCCUUGGAUAAGGUGUUGCAGAGUCGGAGGACGACUACGACGACGGAUAGUGUGGGUGUGGGUGUGGGUGUGGGUGUGGGUGGAGGUGGGGGCUCGGAAAGCGAUAAGCAGAAAUUGGCAGAGGUGCAGGGGCAGGUGUCUCAGUUGAAGAAACAGAUAGAAGAGUUGGAGAAAUCGAAGGAUGCAGAGCUUGAGACGCUGAAGGCGGAAAUGGCUAAUAAUUCUAAUGCUUGGGAUUCGGAGAGACGAGAGUGGGAAAGUAUGAGGGAAGACUGGAAUCGUGCAAAAGAAGAAUGGGAUAAGAUGAAACUAGAUUUGGAAGUGAAGCUUUCGGAGGCGGAGGAUCUCAAUGCUUCCCUGCAGGAUCAGUUGGAGGGCGAGCGGAGAGAGUAUGAAGCCUCAGAACAGGUUCUACAGCAGCAAAUACAACAGGCUUUGGCUGCCGCUGCCGCGGCUACUGAGAAGGCAGGCGCAGGCACAGGCACAGACACAGACAUAGACACAGAUGGCGGAGUAUGGAAAUCACGGGCUGAAGAUAUUGAACGGGAGAACCAGGAGCUUAGAGAAGAGCUUCGAAAACAACGAGAAGUGACCGAGCAGGUCCGAAAAGAGGCUUCCAACUUCCUCCAGGAGAUGCGCGCCCUUUCUGAACGGACUCAGGAGCAAUGGGAACGUGAAGAACGCCUCACGCACGACUUUCAACGAAUGGAGGAAGAGGUCAAGAUCUGGAAGAAUCGGUAUGCAAAGACGAAAUCGCAGUUACGACAUCUACGAUCUUCGUCGAGUGGCUUGCCUGGUGGCAUACAAGAUGCCACUACGAUAGCAAAGGACAACGAUCUAAGCCAUCCAAAUGGAUUGGUCAAGGAUGUGCACUUUACGAAAUUCCAGAUGUCGAUUGACGAACUACUUCGCACGGCACGGAUCUCGGAACCAGCACAGGUUCUCGAACAGAUGAAGGCCGUCGUCUUCGCCGUUCGUUACAUCACCCGGGACAUCGAAAAUGCACAAGGGAGCGGGGCGGAUGAACACACGCAGUCGCGCAGCAGAGCAAAAGCCCGCGUCUCCGCCACUGCCAACAACCUCAUCACAGCCUCGAAGAACUUUGCAAACUCCAACGGGAUGUCGCCCGUCUCCCUACUCGACGCCGCCGCCUCGCAUCUCACCGCUGCCAUCAUCGAGCUCGUCCGCACCGUCAAAGUCCGACCCACACCUGCAGACGAACUUGGUGAAGACGAUUACGAUGAUGAUAACUUGGGAUCCAUGCAGUCGCCAGCGUACUUCAGCGUCCCGCCCAGUCUGAGCCGGAUGAGCGGGAAUGACUCCGUCUACAGCGCCAUCAGCUCGCCGCAUUCGACACGCUCACCUGGCCGGACGAGUUCACGUCUACCGCCGUCUCACCGCAAGACGUAUUCCAGCGGGCAGCUACUUGCAGGCGGGGGUCUGAGGCCUGGCCUUGGGAUUAGUGAGUUAGAUGGGGAGUUGGAGGAGCUUAGGUUAUACCUCGAAGACCAAACCGAAGGCGUCGUCCAGUCCAUCCAAGCCCUCGUCUCCUCCAUCCGCGCCGAGCCAGACGACAUGUUCGCCAUCCGAACGCAUAUUGACGCCAUCUCCGCCGUCGUCAGCAAAGUCAUCGACGCCACGGAAUCUGCCAUAACGCGCCAAGAACAACAGCAACAGCAGCACCAAGACCAUCACCAGAGCAACAAUAAUAAUGAUAACCAUAGUAAUACUGACCUUAAUGUUAAUAAUAAUACCAUCCUCCGCGACCGCGCCGGGCCCAUCAUCCGCAUCCUCUCCGAGUGCCGCGAUAGGCUCGCCGAGGCUGGCGCAGAGGGUAACCAGGCCCUGAGUGUUAGUGAGAUGCGGGAGGUUACGGGGAAGUUGCCGCCCAUUGCGUUUCAGAUUGCGCGGGAGACAAAGGAGUUGGUGCAGCGGCUUGAUCAGAUGGAGAUGGUGGGGAGUGGGAAUCAUGGUGGAGGAGGGGGUGGAGAAGGAAUGGGGGGAGGUCCGAUCGGGGGGUGGAGGGGUGCAGAGGAUCAUGACGAUGAUGAUGAUGAUGAUGAUGAUGAUGAUUUCCGAUGAUGAUUUGAGGGAAAAGAAAAAUAUCAAAACCUUCAACAACCUUCAUCGAAAGGUGUGGGAAAAGGAAAAGGAAUAAAAUGCCUUUUUUUUUUUUUUUUUUUUUUUUUUUUCCUUGUUCUUUUUUUUUCUUCAUACGCGAAGCCUCCCCUUCUCUCGGACGUCUGCAUAUUCCCCUUCCCUGGGCUUUCGUUUUAAUGGACUAGACUGCAUGUACUGUACCUCUGCGUGAUGAUACGGGUUGUUCUUUUUUUUUUUUUUUUUUUU